This is a messenger RNA of Cavenderia fasciculata, 897 nucleotides long. RefSeq lists its product as uncharacterized. Bases 1 to 897 code for a protein of 298 amino acids. The record is from RefSeq and is a predicted model, not a curated record. The transcript has 6 exons. NCBI's taxonomy places the organism in Eukaryota, Evosea, Eumycetozoa, Acytosteliales, Cavenderiaceae.
AUGGGUCCAAUACUAAAGGUCAUUAUGGAUACAACUCAAACAAACAAUAAUAAUAAUAAAACAUUUGAAGAUAACAAAUGUCCGAUAUGUGGUGAUAGUCAACAACUGCAGCUGUCUGAAAGAACAGCACUUAAUCAUCAUAUUGCAUUGUGUUCAAUCUAUUUCAUGAGACACAAUCAAAUAGAUGUAGAUCAAAUGUUGAAUCUUAUCGGUGGUUAUUGUCAAUUCAUACAUUCGAAUAGUAGUGCCAUCAAACAUCAAAGACAAAUCAAUCAACAUUACCAACAACAAUUAGUUUUAACAAAAACACAACAAGAACUAGAUUCAUUAAAUAUAUUACCUCAAUACGACGGCAUCCCAGUAGUAAUACAAGUUGGAGAAGGUAAAUGUCGUCUUUUGAUUGAUUUUUCCAGGGGUAUAUAUUUGGCUGUGGAGCAAGUAGCUCAAGUCAGAAGAAUCAUUCAACAAUCUAAAUUGGUUACAUAUCUAACUGUUAUCAUUCGUUUCAAUAAUGAGGUACUUGAACAAGCCAGUAAAUCUUUUCAAACUCAUAUUGAACAAUCAUGUCAAGUAUUGACAGGAUCACCAUUUAUUAAAACUGUCAAACUGGAGACUGGUCUAACUAGAAAUUAUAAUGUUGGAGUAUUCAACCAAUUCACACUCAGUCUACCCAAUCUCGAAUGUCUUAGAUUGCGAUGUGACAAGGUGGAAGAUCAUUUACCGAUGGUCAUUGAACUAUUAUAUAGAAAUCAAAUCAAACACAUGACCAUUGAUUGUAGUCUCUCAGUAUUACAAUGUCAACAAUUAUUCAAUAGCAUCAAGACAAACAAAUCACUCAUCUCUUUGAGAAUCAGUCUGAAAGCAAUGAAUGGUUUCAAUUUGUUUAUGAGAUUUUAA